This is a messenger RNA of Histoplasma capsulatum G186AR, 612 nucleotides long. RefSeq lists its product as uncharacterized. The transcript is spliced from 6 exons. The record is from RefSeq and is a predicted model, not a curated record. Lineage: Eukaryota; Fungi; Ascomycota; Eurotiomycetes; Onygenales; Ajellomycetaceae. The coding region runs from base 1 to 612 and encodes 203 amino acids.
AUGGUCCAGGGUAAAAGAGUAGAUGCUGGCAAGCUUGGUCUCUCUUCUCUUCUGGGUAGGAAGAGAUGUGGCUCUCACGGAGUCGACAUCAAUGGAGCGGUGGCCCCUCCCUUGAUAUACUACUAUGUUAUCGCCAUGAGACGAUGGGGGUAUGAAUCAGAGCGUCUAAAAUGCAUCAAUGGCAACGCCAGACUACGACAUUCAAUGCUGCCAGUUAUGAUUUUUGCUUCUGUGACUGGUCACAAACCUAUACCCCCACCCCCGAGCAUGAAAGAUUAUUGGGGCCAGGAUGUUUUCUGCUGGGAUAUUCUACCAAGAGAUUUCCUUGCGAGGCAGCAUGGAAGCCACAGCCUGAGAGGGGAGGAGGAUGAUGACGGUGGUAGUGGUGGUGGUGCUGGAGAGGGUGAUGAUGAGGACGAAAGGCAGAACCUGUUUGCCCCUGGAAAUGACAGCGACCGCGAAUUCUUGAUUUUGGCAAAGCACGCCCUCGUGCUCUUCGAAAAAGGUCUCUUCCAACUAGGCGUCUCUAGUGACUGGCCUGGUCGGGAAUUCUUGGCAGCGGCAGCCCUAAAAACAAUGUGCAUUGAAGCAAUUUGGGGGUGCCACGCCUAA